GCAUCGCGGAGUGCACGAGGAAAAGGAAAGGAAAGGGAAGCCAAAGCGAAACCCUAACCCUAACGGAGAGAUGGCGGAGCACUUGGCAUCGAUAUUCGGGACGGAGAAGGACAGGGUGAACUGUCCGUUCUACUUCAAGAUCGGCGCGUGCAGGCACGGCGACCGGUGCUCCCGGCUUCACACGAAGCCCACAAUUAGCCCAACGUUGGUUCUGUCGAACAUGUACCAGAGGCCCGACAUGAACAUGAACAUCAUCACCAACCCCGAUCAGCCCCAGCCCCAAUCUCUCGACCCCGAUAAGGUCCAGGAUCACUUCGACGACUUCUACGAAGAUCUCUUUGAGGAGCUUAGCAAGUACGGCCCCAUUCAGAGCUUGAAUAUUUGCGACAACCUCGCCGAUCAUAUGGUUGGAAAUGUGUACGUUCAGUUUAGGGAGGAAGACCAUGCAGCCAACGCCCUCAUGAAUCUGACUGGGAGGUUUUAUUCAGGUCGACCCAUCAUUGUUGAUUUCUCUCCUGUUACGGAUUUUCGAGAAGCUACUUGUAGGCAGUAUGAGGAAAAUGUAUGCAAUCGAGGUGGCUAUUGCAACUUCAUGCACCUAAAGAAGAUUAGCAGGGAUUUGAGAAGGAAAUUAUUUGGAAGAAAUAGGCGAUGGAAUGGCCGCAGUGGAAGCAGAAGCAAGAGUCCUCCAAGGAAUCGUAACCAUGGGGAGCAUUUACAUUCUGGUCGUGGUUCUGGUAGAAGAGAUUUUGACAGGUCCCAUGGCCACCAUGGUAGGAGGCCUAGAAGCCGUAGUCCUCGAUAUAGAGGGAAACGAAGUAGAAGUCCUGUGGGUAGGGAUAGGAGUCCUCCGAUCAGAGAAAAUAGUGCAGAAAGGAGAGCUAAAAUUGAGCAAUGGAACAGGGAGAAGGAACAAGGGGAAACUAGUAACAAGAACAAUACAAAAAGCAAUGAUGAUUAUCAAGAACAGAGUGUUGCACAAAAUGGCAGUGAGUCUGGUAAUCAUCAGAUAUAGCAACAACAACGUUGAGGUUUGGCCCAAAAUCUGCUAUCAAGAGUGGCAAGUAAUCUGGUUUGUGACUUUGUCGUUUGCGCUGAGUUAGAUGGAUUCAGUUGCCAUUGUUUUUAUUCUAUUUGGAAUUGUCAAUUUAGUGAUAGAACCUUGUAACAUCCAUAGCAUCAAUGUUUUAAUUUUCUGCUUCAAUUGUAAUGUUCUGCAAGGGAGGAAGAAAAAUGGAAAAAGCGGCGAGUUUAACUUGUUGCGAGGAUGAAGCGAUACAUUUGAUAAAGUUCACCUAUGAAUGUUUCAUAUUUUGUUGUCGAGCAUUUAUUGUAUGUCACCAAUGUUGAAGGGUAUUUAGAUGGAAAACAGAUGAAAUGAUGUAUGAAUUUCGACUAUGUGAAUAGCUAAAGGUUUUUUUUUUUGUUAAGUAAA
Glycine soja is the source of this 1435-nucleotide messenger RNA. Its product is annotated as splicing factor U2af small subunit B-like. The record is from RefSeq and is a predicted model, not a curated record. Gene Ontology annotation, molecular function: metal ion binding; pre-mRNA 3'-splice site binding. The coding region runs from base 71 to 1015 and encodes 314 amino acids. Lineage: Eukaryota; Viridiplantae; Streptophyta; Magnoliopsida; Fabales; Fabaceae. Gene Ontology annotation, biological process: mRNA splicing, via spliceosome. Gene Ontology annotation, cellular component: U2AF complex; spliceosomal complex. The transcript has 4 exons.